GUAAAGUAGAGAUCUAAGUUCUAAAGGAAAGCAUGAUAAUGAACUGCGAUACCUAACCUUACAAAUAUGGAACCAAGUGAUUUACACGCUCAGCCAGAAAUAAAUGAAUUUUAUAAGUGCCCCUACAACAGUUGUGGUAAACAGUUUCGACGAAAGGACAGAUUAGAAAUUCAUGCUAGGUCCCAUACAGGAGAGAAACCUUUUGUGUGCGCUUAUGAAGGCUGUGAGAAAUCCUAUGCCAGAGCACAGCAUCUUUCACGACACACCAAAAGAACUCAUGACAGCAACUACAAGGAAAGUUUAAAGCUAGAAUGUACAGAGUGCCAUCUACUGCUAGCAAAUCAAACUAGUUUGAGCAAUCACAGGGAAAGAGCUCAUAACAUUUCAUCAAAAAGAAAAUUAUUUGAGUGUACUGAAGAAAAUUGCACAGAAAAAUUCCACAAGAAAAAACAACUGGUCGUUCAUAAGUUGACACACUGCCCCCAGUUAGUACUAGCCAAUAAAUGUCACAGAUGUACUUAUGAAGGAUGCAGUAAAACCUUCAGCUUUCCUAAUAAAUUAAAGCAUCAUUUGAAAACACAUGAAGGUUAUCCUUGCAAUGUUCAAGAAUGUAGUCGAGUUUUUCCUAAUUGGUCUGCAUUAAGAAAACACAAAGCAGCGGAUCAUUCUCAAGUGCCCACGUGUACCAUAUGCCAAGCUACCUUCAAACAGAAGUCUAACUUGACGCAACACAUUAAAAUACAUGCUACAACCAGGGAACCAUUGAUGUGCCCUAUAGAGAACUGUGGCAGAAUUUUUUUUUACAAGAAGAAUGUUCAGCAGCAUAUCCAAGAGUACCAUGAAGGCAUUAAUAUAUGGAAGUCUAGGAAACAGCGCAAAUCAAUUGGAACUCAAAAGAAACGUAAAGUCCCCAAGAAAAAGCCUUUAGCAGUUCUAUUGACGGGAGUGGAUGAAACUGAUCUGAAUAGCUUGAACAUAAAAGAAUCAAUGGCAGCUAAAGAAGUAGCUGUACAGGAAAAAACAACCAAGACAUCUUUAAAAGAUGAUUUGAGCUAUGAAAAUGAAACUGGUGAUAUAUCUGUGAUAGGUGACAGUAGUACUGACAACUUACUUAAGGUACCCAACCAUUUAACCUCAGCAUGUAAUGACUUAGACACAUCUAGUAGUUGUGUAUUACAAAAUGAAAGAUAUAUAUUUAUGGUAGAUACUAUGGAAAUAGUUAGCUAGAUACUGUAUCAAUGUAGGUUUGCCAAUUUGUUGAAUGUUGAUUUGGUUUCUAGUCUUCCUGUUCGGUUAAUACUUGCACAGUAUAAAUUGUGUGAAUGUCUGCAUUGGUUUUUGCAAUAAUCUUUAUGCUGUCUUGAUAUUUUAAUAGUGUAACAGUGUGCUGUAAGCCACAAUAUUUUAGUUGUUUUAAUAAGUUUAUUGUUGUUUUUGUUUUCUGUAUUGAAUGAAAUAAAGACAAAUAGUCUUUAAAUGAGAAUAUCUUGUAUCUAUUAUCUUUUUAAUUGGAUAUUGAGAUGUAUGUCUUAAUUUAACACUUCUUUGAAGAUGGGAUCUGUGUUCUUAUCUGUCCCUUGACAUUCCCCCUUUCAUUGUAACUUGAAGUAAGACUUUAGACAGUGAGUCAUUGUCUUACAAUAUGACCUCACCACCUCAGCUUUCGCCUCUUCACAGUAUUGAGGAGUUCCUCCUUUUUGCCAGUCAGAGUGUUCCCUUGUAACUCAAUUGUUUUCUUUUCUUGGUAUCUGAUACCCAUCAUUUUUCUGUAGCAUUUACUCUCAUUUACUCUUCUCUCGGUCACAGCAUUCAAUGUCCAACUUCCACAACCAUGUAGAAUUAGAGAUUACAAGCGAAAAACAAAGCUUUAAUUUUACUGGAAAGCUGAUGUUACUCUUUCAGAUUUUCUCAUUGCAGCAGUUGUCUAGCUUAAACAGGGUUUUAUCUAAUUUUAUUGAUGCUCCAUCUUUUGAAGUAAGUUAUUGUAUCUGGUCUGCAUUUUUCCGUGUUAAUAUAUGUAAAAUCUUAAUCUAUUUUCAAAUAACACUAUGCAUUACUGUAAAACUGAGAUUAUGUUUACAAUAAAGUUUUUUUUUGUAUGUACAACAAAUCAAAGGAUUUAUUUUCAUACUCUUUGUGUUAUGUCAUUUUAUAAAGAAUUUUUUUUUCUCAAAAUAUAUUUUAAACGUUCAUAUCUUUAAGACUUUUGAAAUUAAAAUUCAUUGUAAUCA
Biomphalaria glabrata is the source of this 2231-nucleotide messenger RNA. Its product is annotated as transcription factor IIIA-like. Lineage: Eukaryota; Metazoa; Mollusca; Gastropoda; Planorbidae. The record is from RefSeq and is a predicted model, not a curated record. The coding region runs from base 67 to 1227 and encodes 386 amino acids. Gene Ontology annotation, cellular component: nucleus. The transcript has 9 exons. Gene Ontology annotation, biological process: regulation of transcription by RNA polymerase II.